AUGGUAUAUGCUUUAUCUGAAUCACACAAGAAAUUAGUGUCUUCACAGUUAAGUGAAACGGAUCCGGAGGUGGAGCAGAUCAUCAGGGAUGAAAUUGAAAGGCAGAGGCAUUCUGUUGUGUUAAUUGCUUCGGAGAAUUUCACGUCGACUUCUGUUUUUAACGCUCUUGGAACGCCUAUGUGCAACAAGUAUUCUGAGGGUUACCCAGGAGCACGGUAUUAUGGUGGUAAUGAGCACAUUGACCGUAUGGAGUUGUUGUGUCAGAAGCGUGCCUUGGAGGCUUUUGGUGUUACUCCUGAUAAAUGGGGUGUGAAUGUGCAGGCUCUUUCGGGUUCACCUGCGAAUUUAGAAGUUUACCAAGCUCUAAUGAAGCCGCACGAUAGAUUGAUGGGAUUGUUCUUGCCUGAUGGAGGCCAUCUUUCUCAUGGCUAUCAGACUGAGAACAGGAAAAUAUCUGCUGUUUCAACAUAUUUUGAGUCUUUCCCAUACAGGGUUGACGACGAAACCGGUAUUAUCGAUUAUGAUACAUUGGAAAAAAAUGCUAUCCUGUAUAGACCCAAAAUUUUAGUGGCAGGCACUUCUGCUUACUGCAGAUUAAUCGACUACAAGCGUAUGAGAGAAAUUGCCGACAAAGCAGGUGCCUACCUCAUGGUCGACAUGGCCCACAUUUCUGGUUUAAUUGCAGCAGGCGUCAUCCCAUCGCCUUUUGAAUACGCCGACGUUGUCACGACUACAACCCACAAGUCCCUAAGAGGACCAAGGGGUGCGAUGAUUUUCUUCAGAAGAGGAGUCAGAUCAGUCAAUCGUAAGACUGGAGAGGAGAUUAUGUACGACUUGGAAGGUCCUAUUAACUUUUCUGUCUUCCCAGGGCACCAAGGUGGUCCCCACAACCAUACAAUCUCCGCGCUCGCUACUGCCCUAAAGCAAGUAGUCACACCAGAAUUCGUAGAAUACCAGAAACAAGUCAUCAAUAAUGCGAAAACCUUAGAAGUAGAGUUCAAGAAACUCGGGUAUCGUCUAGUCUCGGGUGGUACCGACUCACACAUGGUUCUAGUCUCUCUAAAAGAAAAGGGCGUAGAUGGUGCUCGUGUGGAAUAUGUCUGCGAGAAAAUCAAUAUUGCACUAAACAAAAAUUCCAUCCCUGGCGACAAGUCUGCCUUGGUCCCAGGCGGUGUCCGUAUCGGAGCCCCAGCAAUGACUACCAGAGGUAUGGGUACUGAGGACUUCUCCAAGAUUGUCUACUACAUCAAUGAGGCAGUUCAAUUUGCACGUGACCUACAACAAUCGUUACCUCAAGACGCUAACAGACUCAAGAACUUCAAAGCCAAAGUAGAUGAGCACCAUCCUUCCCUAGAAAAGCUUGCCCAAGAAGUCCACUCGUGGGCCGGCGAAUACCCCCUCCCCGUGUAA
Molecule: messenger RNA, 1410 nt
Organism: Eremothecium cymbalariae DBVPG#7215
Lineage: Eukaryota; Fungi; Ascomycota; Saccharomycetes; Saccharomycetales; Saccharomycetaceae
Gene: SHM2
Product: glycine hydroxymethyltransferase SHM2
Exons: 1
Coding region: 1-1410 (469 amino acids)
Biological process (GO): tetrahydrofolate interconversion; L-serine catabolic process; folic acid metabolic process
Cellular component (GO): cytoplasm
Molecular function (GO): cobalt ion binding; pyridoxal phosphate binding; zinc ion binding
Source: RefSeq, a predicted model, not a curated record